Messenger RNA from Carica papaya (papaya), 1471 nucleotides. RefSeq names its product actin. The record is from RefSeq and is a predicted model, not a curated record. Lineage: Eukaryota; Viridiplantae; Streptophyta; Magnoliopsida; Brassicales; Caricaceae.
CAUUUGGAUUUAGAGUAUCAUUUGGGCAGGGUUUCAUUUGCAUUUGAUCAUUUUUGAACCCAAGGGCGGGCAGCUGAGAUCGGAGGCUUCUUUCCUUCCCUCUCUCACUCUCUCUUUAUUUUUUUCAUUUUCUCUCCUCGUUAUCGUAAUUUCUCAGCUAGUGAUAGAAGAUGGCAGAAGGUGAGGAUAUUCAGCCACUCGUCUGUGACAAUGGGACAGGAAUGGUUAAGGCCGGAUUUGCUGGUGAUGAUGCUCCAAGGGCUGUGUUUCCUAGCAUUGUUGGUCGUCCACGCCACACUGGUGUGAUGGUUGGCAUGGGCCAAAAGGAUGCAUAUGUUGGUGAUGAGGCACAGUCGAAGCGUGGUAUUUUGACUCUAAAGUACCCAAUUGAGCAUGGCAUUGUGAAUAACUGGGAUGAUAUGGAAAAGAUUUGGCAUCACACCUUCUACAAUGAACUCCGCGUGGCCCCAGAAGAACAUCCAGUUCUUCUUACAGAAGCACCUCUCAAUCCAAAGGCCAAUAGGGAAAAGAUGACCCAGAUCAUGUUUGAAACUUUCAACACUCCAGCAAUGUAUGUUGCAAUCCAGGCUGUCCUCUCCCUAUAUGCCAGUGGUCGUACAACCGGUAUUGUUCUGGAUUCUGGAGAUGGUGUCAGUCAUACAGUCCCCAUUUAUGAGGGCUACGCGCUUCCCCAUGCCAUCCUCCGUCUUGACCUUGCAGGUCGAGACCUUACUGAUCACCUCAUGAAGAUCUUGACUGAACGUGGCUAUUCCUUCACAACAACUGCUGAACGUGAAAUUGUAAGAGACAUGAAGGAAAAACUGUCAUAUAUUGCUCUUGAUUUUGAGCAAGAACUGGAAACUUCAAAGACUAGCUCUUCUGUUGAGAAGAGCUAUGAGCUACCUGAUGGACAGGUGAUCACCAUUGGUGCUGAGCGCUUCCGAUGCCCUGAAGUCCUCUUCCAGCCAUCAAUGAUUGGAAUGGAAGCAGCAGGAAUUCACGAAACCACAUACAAUUCUAUCAUGAAGUGUGAUGUCGAUAUUAGGAAGGAUUUGUAUGGGAACAUUGUUCUCAGUGGUGGAUCUACCAUGUUCGCGGGUAUUGCUGACAGAAUGAGCAAAGAAAUUACUGCUUUGGCCCCAAGCAGCAUGAAGAUCAAGGUGGUGGCUCCACCGGAGAGGAAGUAUAGUGUCUGGAUUGGAGGCUCCAUCUUGGCAUCUCUCAGCACUUUCCAGCAGAUGUGGAUUGCAAAGGCUGAAUAUGAUGAGUCUGGCCCAUCUAUCGUCCACAGGAAAUGCUUCUAAUGAAAUCGGAAGGAGGAAGGUGGGGUGUAAUUUCUUGUCUUGGGUAAGGUGUUGCAGCUCGCUAUGUUCUUUACCUACAUUUGAGUUUUUUUAUGUACUUAUGAAAGAAUUGAAGAAAACGGAUCAGCGGAGAUGAUGAUUAUGAUGAUAACAGAUUUGUUAAAAUU